AUGGCCGCCUCCACCCUGUCCGUUUGCUCCAGCGACAUGAGCUAUGACUGUCCAGAGAGCUGCUGCGAGCCCCCCUGCUGUGCCCCCAGCUGCUGCGCCCCGGCCCCCCGCCUGACCCUCCUCUGCGCCCCAGUGACCUGUGAGUCCAGUCCCUGCUGCCAGGCAGCCUGCAGCAGCUCCUGCCCAGCCUCGUGCUGCCAGCAGUCUAGCUGCCAGCCUUCCUGUUGCACCUCCUCCCCCUGCCAGCAGGCCUGCUGUGAGCCCGUCUGCUGCAGGCCUGUCUGCUGUAGGCCUGUCUGCUGCACACCUGCCUGCUGUGAGCCCGUCUGCUGCACGCCUGUCUGCUGCAGGCCCGUCUGCUGUGAGGCCUCCCCCUGCUGCAAACCCUCCUCCUCCUCCGUCUGCUGCAAACCCUCCUCCUCCUCCGUGUCCCUCCUGUGCCGGCCCGUGUGCCGCCCCACCUGCUGUGUGCCCACCUCUUCCUGCCAGCCCAGCUGCUGCCGCCCGUCCUCCUCCGUGUCCCUGCUCUGCCAGCCCGUGUGCCCCCGUCCCACCUGCUGCAUCCCUGCCUCAGCCCCAGAGCCCUGCUGCUGA
This is a messenger RNA of Budorcas taxicolor (takin), 594 nucleotides long. RefSeq names its product keratin-associated protein 10-3-like. Lineage: Eukaryota; Metazoa; Chordata; Mammalia; Artiodactyla; Bovidae. The transcript is spliced from 3 exons. The coding region runs from base 1 to 594 and encodes 197 amino acids. Gene Ontology annotation, cellular component: keratin filament. The record is from RefSeq and is a predicted model, not a curated record.